AUGGAGCGAAAGAAAACGUUUACAAUGAACUGGGACGCCCUCGGCGACCAAGACGACGACGAUGACCGGUUCUUUGAGUCCCGUGACCGCCUCUCCUCUGCCGUUCCGCUCGAGCGCGCCUCCUCUGGCUCAGAAGAUGAGACUAAUGACUUUGAAGAUACCCGCUUGUCCUUUGCUUCAUCUGUUUCCACAGCCGAAUUUCGCAAUUAUUCUACCGCUGCCGCAGCUGCAAUGUCACCAGAAUACGAUAUCUGGUUGUCAGCACCUGGAUCCAUUAAAGAACGCCGCAAACGCCUCCUUCAAGGCAUGGGGCUAUCAGCCGAUAAAGAGCUGCUUAACAUCUCCAGUAAAAACUUGACGCGUGCUGUUUCGACCAAGAUUACAAAUCGUCAUGCUUCUCCUGAUAAAAAAACUGAUCCCAGCAAAGAUACGAAGCCAAAGCCUUCACCUGCACCGGUACCGGUAGUGCUGGUCCGUUCCAGGUCUGGCAAUGACAUAGCCUCUUUUUCAGUAGAGAAAACAAGAAAAGAAGAAAUACUUGGCAAUAUCUCCAAGCAACGCCUGACGAGAUCAUCUUCAAUGAUAAUUGUAUCACAGGCCCGAAUAUAUCCUUAUCAGGAUCCUGCUAGAAUUUCAACAAAGGAUAGAAAAAAGACUCGCUCACUUGAACAAAAGAGAAGCUUAACGCCUUCAAUAUCAGAUAACAGAUUUCGUGCUUUCUUCUUGAUAAAGAACUUGGAUACAGGUAAAGAAUUCAUUGUUAACGAGUAUAAUCAUGAUGGGAAUUGGAAUAAGGUGAGUGAUCUGCAAACAGGGAAGCAAUUAACCAUGGAAGAAUUCGAGAAAAGCGUCGGGCAUUCGCCGGUUGUUAAGGAGUUAAUGAAAAGAGAAAAUGUUAACAAGAUGAAUGGUGAUGAAAGAAAAUUGACUGCAAAUAAAUAUCUAUCCAAGAGUUUCAGAAAUAGCAAGAGAAGAGGCGCAGCUUUCUUGAAGAAAGCAAAAGGUAUGGCUCAUUCUAUGUCACUAAAAGGUAUUGAUAAAGAGAGAGAUAUUGUUUCACCAAAAGCAGAAUCAAAAGCAGAAAGCAAGAAUUCGUCACCUUCUGGAUGGAUAAAAGUUAGACAAAAUGGAAAAUCUUGCAAGGAGCUUAGUGCUUUGCAUUUAUGCCAAGAGAUUCAAGCUCAUCAAGGCUCCAUAUGGACCAUGAAGUUCAGUCCUGACACCCAAUUACUUGCAAGUGGGGGUGAAGAUAGAACUAUCCAUAUAUGGGAAGUUCAAGAAUGUGAAAUUAUGUCUUUGAAUCCCUUUUCAACACCGGGUCUAGGAGAGGUCACCCCAAUGCCUUCAGAAAAGAAAAAGAAGAAGAAGGGUUCAUUAAGCCGGAAAAGCUCUCUCAUUCCAGACUAUGUCCAUGUGCCGGAAACUGUGUUUUCACUGUCGGAGAAACCGAUCUGCUCUUUCACCGGCCAUCUUGAUGAUGUCUUGGACUUGUCUUGGUCCAGAUCUCAGCUCUUGCUCUCAUCUUCAAUGGACAAAACAGUUCGGCUCUGGGACAUGGAAACCAAGAGUUGUCUAAAGUUGUUUGCUCAUAAUGAUUAUGUAACUUGCAUACACUUCAAUCCAAUGGAUGAUAACUAUUUCAUAAGUGGUUCGCUAGAUAACAAAGUUCGUAUCUGGAACAUACCUGAUAGAAUGCUUGUGGAUUGGACUGAUCUUCAUGAGAUGGUCACUGCAGUCUGCUACACUCCUGAUGGCCAGGGUGCACUCAUCGGUUCACAUAAAGGAAGUUGCCGCAUGUACAAUGUUGAGGAUUGUAAACUGAGUCGAGCAGAGCAUAUUGACUUGCACAACAAGAAGCGUCCAAAAAAGAUAACUGGUUUCCAGUUUUCCCCAUGCAAUCCAACUGAAGUUCUUGUUGCUUCUGCUGAUUCUCGAAUUCGGAUUAUAGACGGUUCAGAAUUAGUUUAUAAAUUUAAAGGUUUUAGAAAUCUCAACAGCCAAAUUGCUGCUUCAUUCAGCACAGAUGGAAAAUUUGUAAUAUGUGCAAGUGAAGAUUCCCACGUAUAUCUCUGGAAGCGAGACGAGCGAGCAGGGACAUCAGGAAAAGGAAAAAAUAUGACGAAGACAAAGUCUCAUGAAAACUUUCAAUGUAGAGAUGUAUCAAUUGCAAUCCUGUGGCCUGGUACUGUGAGAGGUGAUCCUCCACCUGAGCAGCAUCAUUCAAAAAGACAUUCUAAGCGUUCUUCAUCAUUUAGUUCGCCAACAAAUGAUGAAUCUUCUGUAAGUAGUCGGAGAAAUUUUCCAUCUUCUGCAUCGGAUUCACCAACCAGAGAAGAUAAUUCAUCAGCUACAGGUAAUGAGAGAAAACUGCCACCUCUUCCAAACAAAAAAGACAACAAUAACAAAAAUGUAGAUAGAGCUCCGUCCCUUGGAGAAGACCUUUUUCCGGUUUGCUGGUUGGAUUCCGGUCUCGCAAACUCGUUCAAGUCUGCUUCUUCCUCCAUGAGAUAUGGUGAGUCACCUUCGAUUUCAGCUGGUCCUUCCAAGUCUUCUUCUUGGCCUUCAUCUUGGUCAUGGUUGCAUGGCAACCAAAAUGUCCAGGCAACAGCAUGGGGCAUGGUGAUUGUUACUGCAACAUUGGGAGGUGAAAUUAGAGCUUACCAAAAUUUUGGAUUACCUCGCCAAUCAAACCUAUUUUGA
Molecule: messenger RNA, 2700 nt
Organism: Manihot esculenta (cassava)
Lineage: Eukaryota; Viridiplantae; Streptophyta; Magnoliopsida; Malpighiales; Euphorbiaceae
Product: WD repeat-containing protein 44
Exons: 7
Coding region: 1-2700 (899 amino acids)
Molecular function (GO): protein binding
Source: RefSeq, a predicted model, not a curated record